Messenger RNA from Caenorhabditis elegans, 390 nucleotides. It is a transcript of the gene W07G4.1, whose product is annotated as FIP (Fungus-Induced Protein) Related. The transcript is spliced from 2 exons. The coding region runs from base 7 to 333 and encodes 108 amino acids. Lineage: Eukaryota; Metazoa; Nematoda; Chromadorea; Rhabditida; Rhabditidae. The record is from RefSeq and is marked reviewed.
UAAACUAUGAAUAUUCUUAUCAUCCUGUUGGCUAUUUUUGCAUUGGCAUAUCAAGUAUCCUCUCACUCGAGUUCUUCUUCUUCCGAAUCAAAUGAACAUCAUCACCGUCGUCAUCGCAGACCGAAGUUUGACCACCAAUUUCAUGGAUAUCACGGAGGACAUGAUGUUUAUCACGGAGAUCAUCACGGAUAUAACAAUGGAUAUCAUGGAGGAUAUCAAGAAGGAUUUCACAGUGGUUAUAAUGUGAAUCACGGAGAAAUUAGCGGACAGCAAAGUGGAUUCAACUAUCAGCAAAAUCACUGGGGAAACAAUGGAGGAUGGAAUCGAGUUUAGAUGACAUCGGCUAAUUAUUAUUAUUGCAAAACUAAUACAAUUUUCAAAUAAAUUAUU